Molecule: messenger RNA, 1560 nt
Organism: Akanthomyces muscarius
Lineage: Eukaryota; Fungi; Ascomycota; Sordariomycetes; Hypocreales; Cordycipitaceae
Exons: 3
Coding region: 1-1560 (519 amino acids)
Biological process (GO): protein K63-linked deubiquitination
Cellular component (GO): membrane; endosome
Molecular function (GO): K63-linked deubiquitinase activity; protein binding; metal-dependent deubiquitinase activity
Source: RefSeq, a predicted model, not a curated record
AUGGAUGCUUCUUCAGCGAUGCGGCCGGGCAGGCCGCCCACUGUCCAGGACCUUGUGGCCCAGGCCGAGAACUUUGCCUUUAACGUCAAUAUCCCGCUCCGACACUGGAUAAGAACAGCAGAGACGCUAUGCCAAGAAGCAGCGUUUGCCAUGUCCGACAGCGAUUACGGCCGAGCCUAUAUGAUGCUGUACCGACACUCUGUCCUCGUGCUGAAUUAUCUGGCCACGCAUCCAGAGUACAAAGAUCCGCUCGCGCGCAAGUCUGUCAAGGCGCUGCAAGCUCGCAUCGGCGAUGUCAUUCAAGAGCUGGAAAUGCUCAAACCUGCUAUCGAGAGCAGUCUCCAGGAAUGGGAGCGAAUGCGACCGCGAAAACCUCAGCACCCCGCAUCGAGCGACGGUGCAGCGUGCUCGUAUGCCGGAUUUGCGGCGCAGGACCCUACUCUGCAACGCCAGACGACGAUUCUCGACGCCGCAGACCACCAGGACUUGGCUGUGGACCUGGCCCAGGAAGAGCUCGACCGCCGGACUCGUGUGCGUCGGACGAAACAAGACAGCUAUAAUUCCAGAACAACAUCUCUCAGGCCUUACUUUGACAGUUGGCGAAACGAUUAUCUCAGCAAAACGGAGGACGUUGACCUGCAGCAGCAAAUGGCAGCGGUUCGCAACAACCUUGAUCGCAACGCCGAGGCACAGCAGGAUACCGAUGCGUAUAGCCAGGGUCGUUCAGAAACCGGACGGUAUCACUAUCCCUCGGUUUCCAAGCCGCGGCCGAUAGAUGUCCAGCACGAGCAGCAGCCUGCGAUACCUCCCAAGUUUCCUCCUCUAGUACCGGAACGGCCACCCAAGGAAGCACCUCCGACGUGGGAUGCACGCGAAGAGCCGCCUGUGCCUCCACCAAACUACAAUCAAUCAUCUGCGCCAACGCCACCUCCGAAAGCGCCUUUGUCGACACCGGCAGUACCGAAGAAGGAGCGGCUUACUUUCAAGCCUGGUGCCUAUCUAGAGAAUGGAGAUCCGAUUCGGUCCAUGUUUAUACCCAGCAAGCUUCGCCGGACAUUCUUGGACAUUGCUGCUAAGAACACGGCCGCAGGGCUCGAGAUGUGUGGAGUUCUUUGCGGAAGUCCGGUCAACAACGCACUCUUUGUGCGCUGUCUCAUUAUACCUGACCAAAAAUGCACAUCGGAUACCGUGGAGACGGUGAACGAAGCCACCAUGGCCGAGUAUUGCAUGAAUGAAGAUUUGCUUGUGCUCGGGUGGAUUCACACACACCCGACGCAGACAUGCUUUAUGAGCUCUCGGGACUUGCACACCCACGCUGGUUAUCAGAUUAUGAUGCCAGAAAGUGUGGCUAUUGUUUGCGCGCCAAAGUUCAGCCCAUCAUAUGGCAUUUUCCGACUGACGCACCCGCCUGGCCUGAGCCAUAUCCUUGACUGCAAGCAGACGAGCACAUUUCACCCGCACUCGGUUGACAACCUGUACUGCGAGACGGAACAUCCUACUGGGCACGUGUACGAGAGCGACAAGCUGCCGUUUUAUGUACAGGACCUCAGAACGCAAUGA